UUAAAUUAUAGGCAAAUUGGGUUUCAGAAAGGCGUUUUUGGGCAAGAAAUUACCAAAUAUGAGCUCAUCAAGGAGAGUUUCCAGUAUGAAAAAACAAAAUUAUCACAGGAGAAUAAAUUCUGCAAAUAUGUUCAUCGUAUAUGCAUGCAAAACAGACUCGAUGGUUAUGAAUACUGCAUUCGCCACAUUUUAGAAGACAAGAGUGCACCAUUUAAACAGUGCUGUUUUAUACAUCCUCAGAGAGGUAGAAGAUGUCCAAAUGCUGCACCAAAAACAGAAAAGAAAGAUAACAGUUUAUGUCCAUUACAUAUAAAGUUGUUAUGGAGCAAACGCCAACUGAAACGAAAAGAAUGUCCAACAGAAUCAACAGCAUCUCUUCUAGAAUCUUUGGAACAUUACUGUCAAGACCACCAUGACACUGAAAAAUAUCCCUUUAAUUCCUCAAGACAGACAAAAAAUAAACAUGGAACUCAUCUAGAUAUUCAUGCUGGUUACAGCAGUGACAGUAACAGUGAAAAAGAUGGAAUGUUUGUUGACCAGCUGUGGAAAGGAGAUGAUGAAAGUGAUGCUGAAAGUGUAGAAAAUGAAUUGGAAGAUCCCCUUAAACAUGCUGGAGUCUAUACUGCUGAAGAAGUAGUCCAAAUUACAAGGGAGAAGUUGAUACGACUCCAAUCGCUUUACAUCGAUCAAUUCAAGUGGCUUCAGCAUGUUCUUCAUGAGAAAAGAAGAGACUAUCUUCGUAGUGUUAAGCAAGAAAAAGAAACGAUGGGAAGCAUUAGCAGUAGUUCACAUCCAACACCAACCGAGAUGAAAACCUAUCAGAAGCUAAAGGCACUUCACAGGUAUCACAGACAGUACGGUAGAGAAGCUCUUCUGAAACACCAAGCAAAAGAGAGGAGGAAGGAGAUAGCGGAUGGAACCAAGUAUGCUGCUCCUGUUGUACCUCAAUGUAUUCACAACUCUGGUGAUCAGAGGUGCACUAAGUCAGCUUUACCUUCAAGCAAAUUUUGUCUUACUCAUAUAAUUGUGGAUCCCCAACAGGUAUUAUAUAAGCCUUGUGGGGGAGAGAAAGGGGAAUGUAAAACUCCUAUCAUACCUUUGGAUGAGGAUUCUGCAUGCAUACUUCAUGCAAGGCUUUCUGCAAAACUACAUGCUGAAAACCUUUGGGUAAAGACUAGAGAUAAGAUAUCUGGUGAUGUGGCAGCAACAACAGAUGCUUUAAUACAAGAAUCAGAACAUUUUCAGUCAAUGGAUGAUAUUGCUGCUCUUGGUUUGGAUGUUGUCCAGCCUGGUUCAUUGUUUGGUUUAGAUCAGUUUGGUGACUUGGGUGACUCAGGAGAUUUAACACUCACCGAAUCUCCAGGUGAUCUAUUAAAUCAGCUGACCGUGGAUGAUUUCUGUGAUACCCACAAGUCUCUUGAUUGUAUUGAAGAAAAAUUAGGUCCACACUAGAAUGAAUCUGUAUAGUUUGUUGAUUAAAGAAAUUAAUUAUAUAAAUCAAACUGGAAAAGGCUUAGUCAUCAUCAUUUUGUUUCAUGAAAUGUUUUCCCUUUGGUUCAUUUGUUGUUGUUGUGAUUUUUAAUCAUCAAGAAUAAAUUUAAUUUAAUUUUUGUUUUGUUUUUUCACAUAUCAUGGUAUACUUGUUUAGUGGAGCAUUUGAAACCUUAAUGAUUUCUCACCUCAUGACAUGAAUCAUAGUAGACCUUACCUAAAUUAACUCACACUAAAACUUGGGCCAUUUCACAGUAUCAUUUAAAUAAUUCAGGAUACAAAUGGCCCUGUAGGGACACAAAUGUUAAAUACCAGUUUUUUUAGGCUAACAGUUUAUAUUUCAGAGCAUUUGGGCUGCUACAUAAUGUUAUUAAAAAUAUAAU
Molecule: messenger RNA, 1874 nt
Organism: Limulus polyphemus (Atlantic horseshoe crab)
Lineage: Eukaryota; Metazoa; Arthropoda; Merostomata; Xiphosura; Limulidae
Product: KAT8 regulatory NSL complex subunit 2-like
Exons: 9
Cellular component (GO): NSL complex
Source: RefSeq, a predicted model, not a curated record